Westerdykella ornata is the source of this 3218-nucleotide messenger RNA. RefSeq lists its product as uncharacterized. The record is from RefSeq and is a predicted model, not a curated record. Gene Ontology annotation, biological process: establishment of cell polarity; septin ring organization. NCBI's taxonomy places the organism in Eukaryota, Fungi, Ascomycota, Dothideomycetes, Pleosporales, Sporormiaceae. The coding region runs from base 87 to 3146 and encodes 1019 amino acids. The transcript is spliced from 5 exons. Gene Ontology annotation, molecular function: protein binding; guanyl-nucleotide exchange factor activity. Gene Ontology annotation, cellular component: nucleus; cytoplasm; mating projection tip.
GCACACCCAGCACCCACCGUCAAAGCGCUCUGCCCGCCACCGUUAUUCUGUCACCCGGAGGCCCUGCAGGGCGAUGAGCUGCUAGCAUGGAGGUAGCGUUCCACUCCGGACUUGCGAGAGCCUACACUCAAUCACCUACCUCCUCCUCCUCCUCCUCCUCCACCCCCACCACGCGCUCCCGGAUGACUUCGACGGGCGCCCCGCCUGCCCUCAUGAGCCACCAGAGCUACCAGAGCCAGUAUUCCGCAUACUCGCACAGCAGCGCCCGCGACACACAAUCCACCCAGGCCACCUCGUCCUCGACUCUCUUUAGCCACCCCCCGCCCUUUCCCUCCUCGUCCUCCUCCACUCCCGUCAAUGGCGGCCCCGUCGAAGCCUCCAAUAAUGUCCUCAACAAGCGUGCCGACAAGGACACCUCGCUCUUCCAACGAUGCCUCAAUCUGCAGAUGCGUCUCCGCCUGAUUCCCGGCUUCGAGCAGUGGAUGCGCGAGGAAGAGGACAAGGCCGACGACGAUGCAGAUCCCGUCACGCUGUUGUGGAGGACCUUCAGGAGGGGAUAUCCGCUUCUGGACAUUUACAAUGCCCUGGGCCCCAAGGUACCGCUGAGCAUCGACGAGUCCAAGAUUGCCGAGAAGAACAGACCCAAGACCGCGGCAUACAAGUUCAUUCAGGCGUGCGUCGGAGAGCUCAAAUUCCCCUCCGAAGAGUGUUUCAUUCUCAGUGACCUCUAUGGUGACGACACGACCGGUUUCGUAAAAGUCACCAAUGUCGUCAACCGCGUGCUGGAUAUUCUCGUGCAGAUGGGUAUAAUAAACACAGAGACUCCCGUGUCAGACGACGCCUCUGGCAUUUCCAACGGCAAGCGAACCCAACGGGAGCACAUCAUUGACGAAUUAGUCAAGACCGAGCGCACCUAUGUUCAGCAUUUGGAGCUCCUGCAGGCCUUCAAAAAACUUGUCGAAGAGAAAGGCGUCAUCACGGGUGACAGCGUGCACGAUAUCUUUCUCAACCUCAAUGCGCUCCUAGAUUUCCAACGUCGCUUUCUCAUCCGCGUUGAGCAGACAAACGCACAACCGCCGUCCGAGCAGAACUGGGGUCAGCUCUUCGUCUUGUACAAGGACGCCUUCCAUGUCUACGAACCGUACAUUGCCAAUCAGAAGAAGUGCGAGGAAGUCGCAAUGCGCGAGUUUGACAAGUUGAAGGAGACGGGAGGGUCAGCCGAAAUGCAGCAGAUGGUGGAAUCCCCAACCCACUUGACUUCCUUUCUCUUGAAACCUUUCCAGCGGCUCGCAAAAUAUCCUCUCCUUCUCAAGGAACUACGAGACAAAGGCGAUCUCGACCAACAGCGCAGGGAUGACAUCUCUAGCGGCAUAGAAGCGGCUACCUCUGUCCUCGAGCGAACAAAUGCGGCAAUUGACCGUGAGGAGAGGAUGGAAGCCGUGGAGGAGCUGAAGAUGUUGGUCGACGACUGGAAGGGUCAUCGCAUCGAAGGGUUCGGCGAUCUGUUGCUCCACGGCCAGUUCACCGUUCUCAAGGGUGACGCCCCCAACGCCAAGAGCGAAGAACGAGAGUACAAAAUCUACCUGUUCGAAAUGAUCCUGCUCUGCUGCAAGGACAUUAAUCCGAAUAAGCAGAAGAACCGGAUGAAGGCGUUGGCCAAGAACGGCAAGCCCAAGCUGCAGCUCAAAGGUCGCAUCUUCAUGCAGAAUGUGACGGAAACGAUAUCGCUGCAGAAACCAGGGUCCUACACAUGCCAAAUCUUCUGGAAAGGUGAUCCCGGAAUUGAGAAUUUCAUCAUCAAGUUCAAUUCGGAGGAGACCAUGAAGAAAUGGGCCACACAGGUCGAUACCCAACGACGCAUCUGGAAGGAUCACGCAAGAUCAAGCAGCAGCACGACACAAUCGAAGCCUUCCGACACACAGUUCAUCGCCCUCCAGGGAGAAGUUCUAGAAAACCCUUACCGAGAGGAUGACGACGACGGGGAUGACGAAGAUAUCGACACUGUAAUUCCAGGCUAUCCCGGACCCCAUGACCACUACCACCGACAGAACAGCUCGGGCGGACCCCCUCGGUCCCGGUCCACGACUGGCGAGAGUGGACCUCCAGGGAACGAGCUAGACCCGGGGCUACCACCUCCACGUUUCCCUGUCGGUUACCCUCCACAGGCUCCGCUGACCUUGCGCACCCAGCAGAUCGCAGCGUCUGCGGGCAACCAAGACUCAUACUUCUCCCCGACCGCCGAAUCCCCGGCGUCCGCCCAUUCCAUUGCUCGCACCAGUUCCUCAUCAGCUGGCACCUUCCCCUUUCCCAGACAGGCACCGCCAACCGGAUGGCAAGACGAGAACAAUCGCUACACCGCUCCUCCACCUGGGCGCGGACACAUGUCCCGCGAUGGGCCUAGUCGCGGCAUGCAGCGGCCAUCGCUUCCUGCUAAUGCUGGUCUCUCUAUGAUGCAAGGUCGAUCGAGGGCCGCAAGCAGCCCUGACAUUCACAACUCUGCAGGGCGCAGGGCACCACCCAGCGGACCAACACCCCCAGUGCCUGAUGUCCCUCCGUUCCCCAUCCAUUUCGCCUAUGAUCGAGCCAUUCCACAUCGGAGCCAGAGCAAUUCCCCGGGCAACUUACCAACUCGAGCCGCUACACAAUCGCCUGCGGUACAGCGGGAGCGUUUAGCCGUGCAGCAACGCACUGCUGCGGAAUUGGCGAAUACGGACUAUCAUGGUGGCCCAGCACGUCGGGAUCCUUCCCAUUCGGCGAUGUCACGCAAUGGAACUCCCCUCUCGUCGUUCGAGCGCACACUAACCCCGUCUUCGAUGGAUUCUCGGACGACCUCGCCUCCGUUGCCGACACAGCUGAAAGUGAAGGUCCAUUGUCCCUCAGCUGGCAGCACGAUGACGCUUGUCGUUCCGACGACAAUUAGCUUCCAAUCCCUGAAAGACCGCAUCGACGCCAAGCUUCAGCGCUCGACGAGCGUGUCUCUCAGCGCGGGACAGGUGAAGCUGAAGUAUCUCGACGAAGACGACUUUGUGAGCAUCCAGUCCGACGAGGAUGUGCAAACGGCGUUCGAGACAUGGAAGGAGCAGCAGAGGGACCUGGGAGCCGGUGGACAGCAACUAGGCGAGAUUGAGCUGUUUUGUCAGCGAUGAUACCACAAUCUGUUUUGAGCGUGGUCAAAAUGGUAUGUCUUGUUUGAGUGUGUUUUGCAUGUUUUCCAGCCG